GAUGGGGUUUCACCCUGUUAGCCAGAAUGGUCUCGAUCUCCUGACCUCGUGAUCCGCCCGCCUCGGCCUCCCAAAGUGCUGGGAUUACAGGUGUGAGCCACGCGCCCGGCCUAAAUUUAUAUUUUGAAUGCACAUAGAAAAAAAACUAAACAGUACGAAAGAGUACAAUGCAUCCUGACAUACCGAGUCACCAAUCUACCCCAAAUUCCUACACCCAUACCUCAAAAAUGCCACAGACAUUUUCCGGUGGAUCUUUGCAAAAAUUUUCUAUCUAGAUCCUAUUGUUUUAUACAAAUAGAACUAUAUGUAUACAGCAUUCUGUGCUUAAUAACCCUUGACAAUCUUUCCAUAUCAGCACAUAGUCUGACUUAAUUAUUUUUAAAGACUGCAGAGAUUGCAGGCGCCAAAAUCCAUCUAACCAUUGGGGCCCAUUUCAUCAUGACUAUCCUUAAUCCACUGUAUUUGUCCUGCAAGGUCCAACCUGGUAUUGCACAGGGCCUCACAGAACGCUGCUGUUUUCUGAUCUUUUCUAGUGAAGCAGCUUUGUUUCUUCACAUAGGAGACCUCCCUGGAAAGUGAAGUCAAGCAGGUGGAUCUAGAGGUUGGCCACCACGGUCAGGAAAGCAGCUGUCUACUGAAAAGCAAACUCUUAAUUCCUUAACAUUAACGAGUACCGGAACCACCACGUGGGAAGUGCAGCCCCCUCUCUCCGCCUCACGGAUUCAGCUCGGAGGUGCAGGGGUUUGGUGGGGGGCGGUUAGGGAAUGACAGCUGCCCCGUGGAGGACGCCCAGGGCUGGGUCACGAACUGACAGGAGUCAGCCUUAUUCUGUAAGUCCUAGUUAUCAGACUGCCGGUUUCCCGCCGUGCCCAGUCCCACUCAGCCUUCAAUCUUCCGGCCGGGACCCCGCUGGGUGCCAAGGGGGGAGCGGCGCCACCGCGAGGCCGGAAAGGAGACUGCGAGGGGCGCCCGGCCGGCCCGCGAACGUGGUGGGAGCCAGGCGGGGCACACGGCCUCCCCUCCCCAAGCGGGACUCUCCCCGCCCCCCCGGGUUCAGCGCUGGGAGUGGUGAGAUGGGUGGCGGGGUAAUCCGACGCCGCCAGCCCACCGCGUCCCCAAGAGCCGGGGCCCCCGGCUCAGCUAAAAGCCCCAGUCACACAAGCGCCCCAUAAACGUCUGCUGAGUGAACGAAAGCUCCCCAUCCACCAAGGGACUGCUCGGCGCUCCCACGCCAUGUCCAGGUCGCAUUCGGCCAGCGGGACUUCCCUUAAAGGGCGGCCGGUGUCCCCAAGAUCGCGCCCCUGCCAGGAGCGGAACUGUUUAUUUCCGUUCAGCUGAAGAGGCGGGGUGGGCAUGGCACAAGUCGAUUGGUUAUGCAAACUGUGGAGCCAAUUCCGGCCUAUGAUCCAGGAGACUACAAGUUCCAGAAUGCAUCCUUCCUCCAGCAUAGGGAGAGGCCGAGGCUGCGGGGGCGUUGCCUGCUGGGAAUUGUAGUCUUUAUCUUGUUUGUUACGCAGGCGGAACUGGGAGGAGGGAGUUAACUAUUAUCACGUGACGUUCGGGUCAGGUGGUUGGGCCAGCCUCCGCACUCGAGCUGUGAUUGGCUGACUCUAAUAAGAAGACGCCACUAGGGGCGGGGCGAAGAGGGGCGCAAGCUCACUGCGUUUUGAGUCUCGAGACCCCUGUCGGAGAGACUAUGGCGCUCAACAAGAAUCACUCGGAGGGCGGCGGAGUGAUCGUCAAUAACACCGAGAGCAUCCUAAUGUCCUAUGAUCAUGUGGAACUCACAUUCAAUGACAUGAAGAACGUGCCAGAAGCCUUCAAAGGGACCAAGAAAGGCACUGUCUACCUUACCCCUUACCGGGUCAUCUUUCUGUCCAAGGGCAAGGAUGCCAUGCAGUCCUUCAUGAUGCCAUUUUAUCUCAUGAAAGACUGUGAGAUCAAGCAGCCCGUAUUUGGUGCAAACUACAUCAAGGGAACAGUGAAGGCGGAAGCGGGAGGUGGCUGGGAAGGUUCUGCUUCCUACAAGUUGACUUUCACGGCAGGGGGCGCCAUUGAGUUCGGACAGCGGAUGCUCCAGGUGGCAUCUCAAGCCUCCAGAGGUGAAGUCCCCAGUGGAGCCUAUGGCUACUCUUACAUGCCCAGCGGGGCCUAUGUCUAUCCCCCGCCAGUCGCCAAUGGAAUGUACCCCUGCCCUCCUGGCUACCCCUAUCCACCGCCCCCGCCUGCAGAGUUCUAUCCAGGACCCCCCAUGAUGGACGGGGCCAUGGGAUACGUGCAGCCCCCACCACCACCCUACCCUGGGCCCAUGGAACCUCCGGUCAGCGGCCCCGAUGUCCCCUCCACUCCUGCAGCCGAAGCCAAGGCCGCAGAAGCAGCUGCCAGCGCCUAUUACAACCCGGGCAAUCCUCACAACGUCUACAUGCCCACGAGCCAGCCGCCGCCACCUCCCUACUACCCACCGGAAGAUAAGAAGACCCAGUAGGCCCUCCUGCCGCCCUGCCUCACCCUCAUCUCUCUACCCUACCCCUCCCAUUGGGGCUGCGCUGGGGCUUGGGGAGGGGAGGGGGCGCCUUGUUCUCCCUCCAGGUCUGAUCAUAAACAAUUACCAGGAGCUAGCAUUGUGGGACAUUAGGGCCCCCGGCCUCGGGAGAGGUGCCGCUCAGCUUCCCAUACCAGCCCAGAGCCCACAACGCUGCCCAGCGUACCUCCCUCACUGUCUGGGGCUCUCCUGGGAGCACGGGGCAUCCCCUGUUCCUGUUUCACUCUCAGCUUCUCCCCUCAAAGGGACUCUCUGGCCACCUCCUCCACCGCAGUCCAGCUCCCUCAGUCUGGCACCCACUGCUACACUCAGCCUCAUGAGCCACUUCAGAACAGCCAGGUGUCUUCCCGGGCCCUGCCAGACCCUGCUCACAUUCCCUCUGCUGGUCUGUGCUGGUCUCAGAAGGCCACCACGCCCGCAUUCCACUCAGCCAGGGUCCAGCUGCAGCCCCCGCCACCCUUCCUUCCCUUCCCUGUCCUGGGUCAUGUUGUUGCCACCCUGUGUGACUUUUGAAGCUGUAAAAUGAGCUUCCAGGGCUUGGGUGGCGUCGGGGACAGGGCUGCCGAGGCUGGGAGGAAGCCCUUCUGCCUUUUGCUGGUGUUUCUGGAAUUUGCUUUCCUCACCUCUCACUCCCCUCUAGAAGGAGCUUCCUGACUGGACCCAGAGAAUGCGUGUCUGUCCACUUGGUGGCUGCUGGGUGGGGCCGGGAACAAGGGCCCCUGCCCCUGUGUGCUGGCCGGGACCUGCCACCAGCCCCCCAGCUUGCUUCUUUCCCUUAAGCUUCGUGCCCCUGGAUGCGCUAACAUUCACUCUUGUUUGUUCCUGGACUGGCCAUGAAGUGAGGAGAUGGUUAUUUAAAGAGAAUUCCCUAUUUAUUUGACAAAAAAUCCAGUUAAUAUAUUAAUGUGAAAUAAACCCUGUUUGCACCUUGA
This is a messenger RNA of Pongo pygmaeus (Bornean orangutan), 3474 nucleotides long. RefSeq names its product WW domain binding protein 2 (gene WBP2). Gene Ontology annotation, cellular component: nucleus. Gene Ontology annotation, biological process: positive regulation of DNA-templated transcription. The record is from RefSeq and is a predicted model, not a curated record. Bases 1697 to 2485 code for a protein of 262 amino acids. Gene Ontology annotation, molecular function: chromatin DNA binding; transcription coactivator activity. NCBI's taxonomy places the organism in Eukaryota, Metazoa, Chordata, Mammalia, Primates, Hominidae. The transcript has 8 exons.